Messenger RNA from Plasmodium knowlesi strain H, 318 nucleotides. RefSeq names its product enhancer of rudimentary homolog, putative. NCBI's taxonomy places the organism in Eukaryota, Apicomplexa, Aconoidasida, Haemosporida, Plasmodiidae. The record is from RefSeq and is a predicted model, not a curated record. The coding region runs from base 1 to 318 and encodes 105 amino acids. The transcript has 3 exons.
AUGAGUUCCAACUAUAGUGAUGUUGUGCUCCUGGUUCAGUUCUCAAGGAAAAUAGAAAGUAGAACAUUUGUUGAAUACAAUUCGUUGAAGUUGGCCCUAAAUGGAAUUUGCCAAUUAUACGAACAGGCCAUAAAAGAGAAUGACCCCACUGUGCAAAGAAUAACCUACAACAUGAACGAUUUGUUUUUGUACAUUGACAACAUACAAAAGAUGACCUUGAUGCUAUUCCAUCAACCUUCGUGGACGUACAAACCACAUGACAAGAAGUGGAUAAAGCAAAAGCUGGUUGAGCACAUAAAGGAUCAAAUAGGGCAAUAA